AUGAAGCCAGUGGACCACAAGCUGUACCAGCUGGUCCAGGAGUUUGGUUCAAGGAACUGGUCUUCUGUUUCCCUUCACUUUACAGGUCAGAGGUCAGAAGGGGAGUGUCAGCAGCGGUGGAGGCACAUAAAGAAUCCAGAGCCUGUCAAAGGUCCUUGGAAACAGCACGAGGACAAGAAGCUCAUCGAGCUGGUUCACAGGUACGGCGUGAAGCGCUGGUCGGUCAUCGCCAAGCACCUGCAGAGUCGUAACGGGAAGCAGUGCCGCGAGCGUUGGCACAACCACCUGGACCCGAGCGUGAAUAAGAGCAGCUGGACGCUGGAGGACGACCGCAUCAUCUGCCAGGCCCAGAAAGCCAUGGGGAACCGCUGGGCCCACAUCUCCAAAAUGCUGCCCGGCAGGACAGAUAACGCCAUCAAAAACCACUGGAAUGCCACUCUGAAGAGGAAAGUGGAAAAGGAGGGUUACCUGCAGGACCUGCACAUAUCCAACUCCUCCAACAGCUCCUCCAGCGUGUCCUCUCACACCUCCUCUUCCAUCACGUCCUCAGAGACAGCACCCAUGAUGACCCAUGGCGGCUUCUGUUCUUCUGACAUCACCACUGAGGCAGGCAUCUUGACCAGUUACAGCAAGCAGAGCAAGGAUGGACAACAGCAAGGCCACACCCACCUGCCCACAGUUUGGCUUCCUGCCUAUCCAUCAAACCACGACAUGUCUCUGAGUGUGUGCGACUUGGCGCCAACGGUGGAGCUAACAGAGGGUCUGCCUCUGUGGAGCCACUGCCCCAAGGAACAGGAGCUGACAGUACCGUCCAGCCUGUUCACAGACGACGCCAAUGCAUCAUUUAUGGGUCAGAACAGCGUCCAAGGUAGAGUUGUGAAGGAGCCGCUGCUGGGCAACCAGGACAGCACCUUCCUCCUUGACAGCGCCAUCUUGUGGAGUAACAUGGAUCUUACAGGACCGCUGACCUUCUCACCGUCCAAACUCCUUGACGGCUGCUCAUCAGAUUAUCUUAUGCUUCAGGAGCUGCAGGGUAGCUCCACCCCUGUCUGUUCAGACUCCGCCUACUACAGUCAGGACGUCAGUUAUGCAGCACACACAGAAAACACUCGGAGCCCCACAGACAUGACAGAGAAGAUGACAGUGUUACUGACAGCAGCUCCUCAAACUCCAACACCGCUGAAGAUCAGCAGCCAGGGGGAGGUGUGUCUGAGCAGAGUGAAGACUUUGUCCCUGGAGGAUCAGACUGUGGAUACUUGUAGUCCACAGUCCAACAGCAGCUCUGAGGUGUGGGGGGAGAGCAUUUUGAGCUCUGUGAUUGGCUGUGAGGAGUUUGGCUGCUUCCCUUUGGAUGGACAGAUCCCCGCCUCCUCAACACCGCAGGACGCCCUGCAGAGCCGCCUGCACAGGUUUCAGGCUGGGACACCAGAGACAGCAGGACAACCAGCAGAGGCCCAGCCCAGACCAAGUCCAGCGUCCUGUUAG
Molecule: messenger RNA, 1485 nt
Organism: Thalassophryne amazonica
Lineage: Eukaryota; Metazoa; Chordata; Actinopteri; Batrachoidiformes; Batrachoididae
Product: transcriptional activator Myb-like
Exons: 13
Coding region: 1-1485 (494 amino acids)
Biological process (GO): regulation of DNA-templated transcription
Cellular component (GO): nucleus
Molecular function (GO): DNA-binding transcription factor activity, RNA polymerase II-specific; RNA polymerase II cis-regulatory region sequence-specific DNA binding
Source: RefSeq, a predicted model, not a curated record